GACAAGAGCAGCCGAAGCCGAAUGAAUAGUGGAAGCUGAUGCUUACAUUGGCAUUUGAAUUAUUGGUAGCGAUAUAAAGGGGGCCUUGUGUAAUGUACCAACACAAGACGCUUGGCACUUCAAUCCAACCAACGUGUUAUAGGUUUCGGUGCCUUUCUCUUUUCUAAUUUAAUGCUUCAUCCUCGUAUAAAUCAAAUCAAAUUCAAUUCAAUUAUUCUUUAUACACACCAUAUCCUAUGUCUCUCUUUCUCUUUGCUCCACUUCAUGGAUUGGUUGCAUAAAUUAAGAAGAACUUGGACUACUCUCUCCACCCGAAUCAAGCUUCGCAAAUCUGCGGCAGGGGUUAUUGCCGGAUGCCGAAGCGGCGGUGAAUUGAGCGGGGAUUGCGGCGGAGCUGUUAGUGGGUUGUUGAAUCUUCGAGAUGAUGUAAAAAUGUGCGGUUACAGGGAUGUGGAAGUGAUGUGGAACAUGUUAAGCUCAAGCCUCACGACUGAGUCAACGGAAACAGCAAGAAGCACUAAACGAAAAAAACUUUCUCAGCGUAACUGCAAGCAAAGAUCAAAUUCGAGACUUCUCUUUUGGAGUAAUCAUAACUCAUAAGCAAAGUUUUAUUUGCUCGUCCGUUAAAUGUUAUUCAAAGUUUUGUAGUGUCACAUAUGUGAAUAUGUUUUGUACAUGAUCGAGAACAGAAUUAAUAUCAUAAACUUAGUUCUUUGCACACCGCCUAGUAAUCUUCAUUUUGGUACUAUACAAUUUAUACAAGUAACCGUUAAUUUGUCUCUCUAUACAUUUAUUAUACAGUAAUGGAAAUAAACGUCUUCAUGUUUCA
Messenger RNA from Cicer arietinum (chickpea), 829 nucleotides. The record is from RefSeq and is a predicted model, not a curated record. NCBI's taxonomy places the organism in Eukaryota, Viridiplantae, Streptophyta, Magnoliopsida, Fabales, Fabaceae.